Molecule: messenger RNA, 2972 nt
Organism: Monascus purpureus
Lineage: Eukaryota; Fungi; Ascomycota; Eurotiomycetes; Eurotiales; Aspergillaceae
Source: the annotation of a GenBank genome assembly
GCUAUCAAUGACUAUCCUGAGCAUAAAGUCAUGCUCGCAGCUUACAUCGAGGUGAUCAAAUCUGCCACGCUUCAUUUACAAGACCUCUCCGUGAACUGCAAUGGUUCAAGAAAACCCCCAGCCGCCUCUCCCGCGGCAGUUGGAUGAACCUGUUAUGCAGUCGACGGCAUCAAAACCUGCUGUUAUUCGAAAGAGGUUUGCAAAGCCACCUGUUAAGGUAGCAUGCUUAGCUUGCCGCGCUUCGCGGACUCGUUGUGAUGGAAAAGAACCAUGCCGUAAUUGUAUCAACAAAGGCCGGGAAUGCUCUUACUUGCCUAGCAAGCGUGGAGGUCCCAGGAAGAAAAAGAGCAAGACGGCCAUCGUACCAGGUGCGAAUCUGCAGCGAAAUGGCUCUCCAGUUACGGCUGUCACUUCAAUGUCUAGCUUUGAUGAGUCACCGAUCAUUUUCGAUCAGAUAGAUAUGCUUUCUAUGCCAGGAGCCGGACUGAGGCAACUGGACUUUCCAUCGGAUGUCCAAUCCAUGUUUUCUGACAUAUUUUCCAUUGGCGAUGGGAACCGGUCUCAGCUUCAAAUGGAGCCAACACCAUCUCCUCCAGCUAUUCCAGGACAGUGCUCAGUAAGGACGUAUGGCAGCGAAUCUGGAAUAUUGAAUGCUUAUUAUGAGUUUAUUCAUGCUUAUCUCCCUGUUCUCCCUCCCCGGGUAGCUCCGCGCUGUGUUGAUCAGCCGUUGAGUAUACCCGAAUCUUCUUCUCAGUCUUCCUCUGAAGGGCCCGUUUUGAUGUAUCGGCCUGUGUCUCCUUUAAGUCUCGCUAUAUCCGCCAUCUUGGCCUUAAUACCUCAUCCAAGUGAUGCGGAGCCAUCUUCUGCAAGCUCCGUGCUCCGGCGCAGGGCUUAUGCGAACCAAUUUGCGCAACUUGCGACUUCUAGCAUUGAAGCCGAUGGCGAACUUCUUGCUUCUUCCACGGAUCCAUCAAAGGCUUUGUCGGGUGAACGGCCACUUCCUGAUCGAGAGCCCUUGCAUCCUCGGACUCCAGUUGAGCUAGAGAGUAUAUUAGCAUUACUCAUUCUGUCUGUCUACGAAUACGCACAAAGAGGGAACAUACUCAAAAUGAAGUCCCGUGCCAGCCAGGCGCUAGCAAUAGCGUUAGAUAUGUCUCUUCAUUCAUUAGGAGAGGAUCACUCUGAGUUUGCCGAAGCUAGAAGGAGAGCUUGGUGGAUGACGUACUACUCUGUCCUGCAAGGAUCUAUCGUUAGCACAUCCCCACCUGCCGUUGUUCCAAAUGAUCCUCAGUUCACCACUCCACUACCCCGAUUUUCGGCUGACCCUGAAGGCUGGCCACUCUUAAUGCAGUCACAGAAAGUGCUGGUAUCGGCGUCCCAGUUCAUCGUCGAACUAAAGAAGUGUGUUAAGUCGAGGUCAAAUAUGCCAUACAUAUACGAACGAAUGCAGCAACUCGAUGUAUGGGCUAGCUCGGUGCUGGAACAGUCAGAGCUGCUCCCAGUGUUCGCGCAGACCGCGGAUCAUAGCGACCAGGCCGAGUCUGAAACAGCAAAUUCCAUACGCAUGAUAACCAAGAUCAAAUUGUUUAGCGCAAAAAUCAAGACCCAUCGUUUUCGGGCAUUCUCUGAUAUACCGAUCUUUAUCAAAAAGCAUUGCGAUCUGACGACGGCAGGAGCUACUACCGAGGGCCUAACCGGAUCAACACAACCCUCGAGAUCCCAAAGCGGAGUGGACAACCAGUCAUGCUUAUGUAGCGAUCUCGAUUCUCUGAGGACCUCGCCUGGGGACUACGCCGCAUCAUCAUCUCCUUCCUCUACGCCUCCUGAUUAUCGCUCUAUGCCGCAAUACUCCAUGACAAACAGAUUUCCAUACAGCAAUGAAUACUCGACGAAAGUCUGUCUUCGAGCCGGUCUUAGCACUUCACGUCUGUUUGAAUGUCUGCCGAAGCCGAAACCUCUCUAUGGAAUUCCAACAGAUAAUGACAGAACCCGAUCCGUACAACUGGGACUGCAGCCGCGCUUCGAGCUACCGCGAACAAUGCCAUCUUUCGCUUGCUGUCUUAUGCAAAGUAGUUAUGCUCUGCUGAUGCUCUUCUACAAAGCACGCGUCGCGAAGCAGCUUUCUCCAGAGAGCGGCAAUGGGCCAGGAGACCAGCUUGUCGAGGAACUUCGAGGUGGAUUAGAACGCCUUAUUGCUGCUUUAUCGAAUUACUCGAUGGCUUUUGAAGCCUUGGACGGAAUGAGAGACGAAGUCGAAGGUGCAUAUCAGACAGCCUUUUUUGAGGCCUGAAAUCUCUACCUUCGAAUAUGGGUACACUGCAUAAAAUCAAGUCUCUACAAAGGAAAUUAUACUUAAAUUUAUGCUGCACAUUAUUUUCUUAGCCUUUUCUUUUCUUUCCUUUUCUCUUUUUCGGCAAACACCCCAACCCGCCACCAGGCGUGUUCAAGACUCGACACACUGCACUUUCGUUAUCAUCAACACCAGAAACUACCACCUCACUUGGGAAUGGGAAGGGUUGGACAAGGAAUAGAGCUUUUAAUGAAUUUCUUUUCGAGUCAGGCGAAAUUAGGAAAAUGGGAUGAUAUGUGAUUGGUUAUCUUUGGACUUUUGGGGCUAUACGUUGGGUUCUUUUUUCGGGGUUCAGUGGACUAUUUAAACCCCUUCAUUAGGGGGUAUUGGGAUGAGCGAAGAUGAUAAAAGCCAAGGAGGCUUUUGGGGUUGAAUUUGGAGUUGGUGCUCUCUUUUCGUCAUUUUCCAUCGCUAUGUGACAUCGUGGUUAUGGGUUAUGUUUCUUUCUUCCGUGUCUCCGCUCUUCAUAUCUCAUCUCUCUCCUCACCAUUUUUUAUCAUUAUUCGGGGUUACUAUGAUUCGUGCAUCACUACAUUGGUCUGUAUGACCAUUUGGUUGUCUAUUCUGUGGGAUAGAAAGAAGAAAAAAAAAACGCAAGGGUUUCGGUUCUUCCCAUUGCCUU